GUGUGUGUGUGUGUGUGUGUUUUCAAUGCUGUUGUGGUGAAUCCGAUGAUCCUGACCACCUAAUGAUGGUCAUAAACAUACUGUACCCUCAUGAAUUAUGGAGCUACACUGCAUCAGACAGUAUGUAUCAUUAUGUACCAGAUACUAUGGAUUCUGCACAGUGCACCAACACACGCAUGCGCGCGCACGUACACAGCUGCAGGAGGCCUGUAGUUUGAACAGUGCAUCAUUCAACACAUGCACGAGUCAAGUUACUCUCCGUGGCGUCGUCAAAACACGCGCAUAUUUCUUGUAUCAAUACACACGUCUCGCGGACAAUAACAACCGGGGCUUCAUGCUAUCAACACAACAGAAGCUUCUGCCCGCUGCCCGCACCGUGAACGCGCCUCGACGUUCCGCGCGCACGAGCAGCCCUGUUUGUUUGUGUUGAGAGAUUUGGAAAUGGCGGAGAGCAGAGACCAAAGCGAUAACUUGGGGUUGCAAACGCGAGUGCGCCGUCAUUGAAACGCAAAUACCACCGGCAAGUGAUUCGUGGAGUUGCUCGCGGUUCUUCUCCACCGAUGGGAUACAAGUCGGACGCAGCGACAAACGGGUCCUUUUGCAACACGGUUUGGAUUUAGCGGAGCUGGGUAAGCUAACCGUGCUAGCAGCCUGGCGUCAGCUAGCCCCAAGUAGUGUGUUUGAUUUCAGCUACGCAGGCUUGUUUGUCAACACAAGCUGACGGCAAAUUGAUAGCGAGCCAAGCUAACACGCAACUUUUGCCGGUUGCCAAGUACUUGGAGUUUGUUGCAACAUGAUUGCCACGGCUCACCGCAAAAUAAUGAAUCCAAAAGUAACAUUGGAUUAAAAAAAAAAAUAAAAAAUCAGACAUCUGACGCGAGCAAGCAGUUAGUUAAGCUGGUAAUGCUAAAGUUAGCCAGCUGCAUGGGAAUUAAGCAUCCAGCGUGAGAAUCUGCAGCAGGACCUCGUGGGCCUGGAUCUUUAUUUACAAGCGGACGACAAAACAGCCGGAGGCCAGUAGGCUUCUUCUCCCCGCACCUGAGAUGUUGCCAUGUGAUGGAGCGACCUCGGAGCCAUAAGCCCACCACCACCUCUGCGCCAUCAUCUCCAGUCCAAGCUGUUUGCCCACCGCUGAGAUCUCACCACACCCCCACCCCCCCUUCCUCCCUUUAUCUUUGCUCUGAGCCCUGGACAAGGCCAACCACAUGACUCACCCACUGGAGCCCUAGAUCAAGUCAGUUAAAGCUGAAAAUGAGCGCAGUAGGGGAAAACCCCCUGGACCCUGCCACGCCGGACUCACGCAAGAGGAAGGGCUCACCAUGUGACACAUCGGGGCAAAGUGUGGAGAAGCGGCGACGGGAGCUGGAGUGCCGCUACAUCGAGGAGCUGGCUGAGCUGCUGUCGUCCAACAUGGGCGACAUUGCCAGUCUCAGUUCCAAGCCCGACAAGUGCCACAUCCUCAAGAGUACCGUGGACCAAAUCCAGCAGAUGAAACGGCGCGAGCAGGAGAAAGCAGCUCUUCUGUCUCCAGAUGAUGAGGUGCAGAAGAGCGACAUCUCCUCCAGUAGCCAGGGGCUGGUGGAGAAAGAGGCGCUGGGGCCCAUGCUGCUUGAGGCCCUUGAUGGGUUCUUCUUCGUCGUCAACCGGGAGGGCCGCAUCGUCUUUGUUUCAGAGAACGUGACGAGCUACCUCGGAUACGCCCAGGGCGAGCUGAUGACCUCGAGUGUCUACAGCAUGCUCCACGUGGGAGACCACAAUGAAUUUGUUCGCAAUCUGCUGCCCAAAAGCCUGGUAAACGGCGUGCAGUGGCCACAGGAGCCCGGCCGAAGGAACAGCCACACCUUCAACUGUCGCAUGCUGAAGAGGCCACCGGACGAGUUGGAUUCAGAAAACCCGGAGGCUCGGCAGCAAUAUGAGAUCAUGCAGUGUUACACCGUGUCCCAACUACGGACCAUGCAGGAGGAGGGAGAGGACCUGCAGAGCUGCCUGAUCUGUAUUGCCUGUCGGAUACCUCGCGCCCAGCCUUUCAGCACUGAGUCGUUCAUCACCAAGCAGGACCCCACAGGGAAGAUCAUCUCCAUAGAAACUAGUGCUUUGCGAGCGACGGGCCGGCCUGGCUGGGAGGACCUGGUCAGGAAGUGCAUCUUCGCUUUCUUUCAGACGCAGGGCAAAGAGCCCUCCCACGCCAAGAAGCUGCUGCAUGAGGUGAUGACCCACGGCACCGCCAUCAGCCCGUUGUACCAUUUCACGUUAAGUGAUGGCACCCCGCUCAGCGCUCAGACCCGCUGCAAGUUCUGCUGCCCCCCCAACCCCGACGUUCAGCCCUUCAUUAUGGGCAUUCACACUAUUGACAGGGAACACAACACUGCUAGCUCUCAGGAAAACACUAACCCCAGCCUUCCACCGGCCCUCGGCAGCCUUGCCCAAACUCCCUCCCGCUCCCCUUCCCUUCCUCCCGGCAGCAACUGGACCCAAGGCUCAGGCCUCUCCACCUCGGGCCUUCACCCCAACAACACCAACACCUCCCCCAACGGACAUAUUCCAGCCACACCCACAGGCUACCUGACGCCCAAUCGGACCUGUGGACAGGUCAACAGCCCCUCUCCUUUGAGCAGCCCACUCAUGGCAACCCCUGCCUCUUUUACGUCACCCAGGAUGCCACGAGCCAGUCCUGGGUUAGGCGGAAGCCCUCGGGUACCGGGGAACCCCUUCUCUCCUUCCACACCGGGCCUCCACUCCCCAGCUGGGGAACUAAGUAGUGGAGGCAGCCUCAACAGGCAGCAGUCUGGUGGUGAUGGUAGUAGCGGUGCCAGCGGUGGGUCAACUGGCUCUUUCUCCCUUUCCUCUCCUGUCCUUCAGAGACAAGCCAGUACACCCACUCGGCCUCCAUCUGCCAAACCGCCAGAGGGAGGAGAAGGGGGGGGAGAGAACUCUGUUAAAGCACCUCUUCCUUCUGUCUCACAGCUGGGUAACCCCAGACUCAAUCAGCUCCUGGAAAUCAGUGGGACGGGAGCUGAAUCCAACAACAACAACAGGAUCCACUGCAACUCAUCACCUCAUCCUUCUAACCCUCAACCUGCCCCUCAGUGCCCUGCCUCUCACAGUUCUCUAACUGAACGGCAUAAGAUCCUGCACCGGCUGCUCCAGGACACCAGUCCCCACGAUACCUCCACCACCACUGAGGAAGGACUAAACAAAAACGACGUUGAGAUCAAGAGGGAGUCGCCUGCCAGUCCGGCUCUGACCGCAGCACCUCCCAAGUCCAGCUCCAGGGAGCCACAGGACCACCAACUGCUCCGUUUUCUGCUGGACACAGAUGAAAAGGACUUGGGGGACCUGCCUCCUCCAUCUGCUCUCAGCCUGCAGUCAGUGAGGGUCAAAGUGGAGAAGAGAGCCAGCGUGGAUGGAGUGGUCUGCACUGGGUCCACUGUUGCAGCAGGAGGUGCUUCCAAACCGGCGGGAGUGUGCAGCAGCUCAGCGUGCACCAGCCCCAAAUCAAGCCCCGUCAGAGAGAAGCGCCGAAACACCCGCAGGGACAGCCGAAGGGACAGCCGAGACUCCACGAUGUCUGGUGGCUCUGUUGACAUGGACCCUCUCACCCAGCUGCUGCCUGGCUUGAGAGGCCCAAGUGGGGCCAAACAGAGCAGUGAGGAUUCAACCCCUGGAGGAGGCCCCCAACUCCACUCUCCGGCCUCUCAGCCCCCAGCUCAGCUCCAGUCCCCCUUGCCUCAGCUCCAGUCCCCCCUGCCUCAGCUCCAGUCCCCCCAGUCCCUUCCCCAGUUGCAAUCGCCGUCACCCCAGCUCCACUCCCCUUCUCCCCAGCUCAAACUGCAGUCCCCCACUCAGCUCCAGCCCGGUGAGGCCAGCACUCCCCGCAAUGUAAAUGUGAAGAGAGAGCCUCCCGGCACUCCUAACAGAGGACUCGGUGAUGGCGGCCCAUCCUCCGGUUGCAACUUCCAGAGUCAGUCAGCCUUUGACUUCUGCAGUCCCCCCACUCCAAGCCAGGCACAGAACCAGGGACAGGGAGACCCCUUCCAGACCCCCAAAGACAGCAGCCUCUUCUCAGAGGCAGAAGUUAUCAACCCUUUCAGUUCAAGCACUGGCCUGUCUAAGAUGGAUGUGGGAGACUCUCCGUUCCAGCCUCUGUGUCUGUCUGACAGCUUGUCCUUUAAUGGUCUUGGAUCACCUUUACAAGCUCCCUUGGCAUCGCCACAAGAGCAGUGUGUGCCCUGUACGCUGGAUGAGGUGCUGGGCCCUCCGACCACACCUGAGGGCCGGAACGACGAGAAGGCUCUGUUGGAGCAGCUCGUCUCCUUCCUCAGUGGGACUGAUGAGAGUGAACUGGCUGAGCUGGAUAAGGCCCUGGGUAUCGACAAACUGGUGCAGGGAGGCUGUUUUGACCCAUUGACCCAAAACUUCCCGACCCAGCAAUCCACUGCCACCUCAGGUUCCAUGGACCCUAAACUCCCCGCGUACCCUUCCCAAUUCACACCAGCCCCACCGGCUCAGUUUCCUCCAGAGCUGACCACGGUGGUGGGGCAGCAGGGUCUCGGGUUUGGAGCCCCCCGGAGGGCUUUCCUCGGCGGGACGGCGGGCGUCGGGCUGAGGCCAGGCGUGCCACGACCGCAGGGGAUUGGUGCUCAGCUCAGACUGCCACCCAACCAACUGCGCCUGCAGCUGCAGCAGAGGCUGCAGGGCCCACAGCAGCUCCAGAACAGGAUGGCGGGCAUUAGUCCGUUUCCAGGAGGAGCCCAGCAUGUGAACAUAGGGCUGCGUCAGGUUCAACAGCCUCAAAUGCCCUCACAGCAGCCUCCGCUGAAUGCCCAGAUGCUGGCCCAGCGUCAGAGGGAGCUCUACAGCAUCCAGCAUCGCCAGCGCCAGCUUUUCCAGCAGAAGGUCAUGCUGAUGAGACAGAACAUUGCAGGCGCUCCGACUGGAGUCGUGGGGCCCACCGGAGGAACAGCCAGGCCCCCGAAUGGUCCAUUGCCAACGCCUCAACAACAACAGCAGCAGUUCAACUUCCCACCAGGGUACAACCCUUUGACGGGAAAAUCCCCUACCUCACCCAGUAACUUCAGCCCCAUGACCGGGGGCCCUCUGGACAACAAACUGCCCGGCAGAGUUCCCCUGAAUAACCCGGCGCUGAUUGCCGGCGUGCAGGGCCAGUUCAGCACCACCGUGAACGCCACAUUGCCGCAGGGCCUGUUUCAGCAGUUUGGAGGGUCUGCUAUCUCCCAGCAAGACCCACCUUACCCCCCUGAGAUGAGCCCGACCAGCCCGCUGUUGUCGCCUCAAAACCCCACCUCCCAGAGUCCUUUGCUUCAACAAGCCCCACCCCCUGGCUACCAGUCACCAGAAAUGAAGAGCUGGCAACAGACAGGCAUGGGGAGCAACAGCCUGUUCAGUCUGUCAGGACAGAGUGCGGUGCAGGCUUUUGGCCAGCAGGGGGUUUACAACAACAUGAGCAUCACCGUCUCCUUGGCCGGGGGCUCGGGUGGUGUCGGCCCGUUGUCUCCCAUGGGGCAGCCGGUUGGCAUGAGCAACAGUAACCUCAGCAACGUCGGCUCGGUGUGCAGCGACCAGCAGGUGCAGCAGGUUCAGGUGUUCGCGGACGUCCAGUGCACGGUGAACCUGGUUGGCGGCGACUCCUACCUGAACCCGGGCCCCAUCGGAGCGGCGGCCUCCCAGAAGGGCCCCGGCGUGCCGCAGGGCUCCCAGAACAACCAGGCCCAGCAGAAGAGCCUCCUCCAGCAGCUGCUCACCGAGUGACGACCCUCGACCCCCUUCAGCUCUCCUGUACUCCCUCUACUUCUCACUUCUACGCCCCCUCUUUGGAGGCCGGUGCACCGGACCCCAUUGCUGUCUCUGUCUCACCUUUUUGGAUGGAUGGAUGGAUGUUUGGACGACCACGCGAGUAGGGCGCUCGGAGCAGUUUGGCUGUUGGUGGAGUUUUGCAGCCGAACCGCUUGUUUCGCGCAGGGUGAUUCGGGGCUGGUUGUUUUACCGCCCAGUACUUAAAAGAAAAGAAAAAACCUCGAGUCAGAAGGAGCAGCAGUGUAUUUAAACCUGCCUGUCUAAUCUGUCUGACAACCUGUCUGUCUGCCUCAGCCUAUUUAAAGGCAGUGUUGUCUUGCUGCUCAUUCCUUGGUGACCUACUUCCUGACCCAAGAAAACAACUGCGACAUCAUUGUAGAUUUGCCAAGUUGUCGUCACUGUCAAAUCAGGACCGGCCUCCUUUUUUUGUUUGUUUGUUGUCCUCUGAUGGGACGGUUUCUGUCAGGCCGUCGUCGCAGCAGCAGCAGUGCAUCUUGGGAGCAUGAGUCGCAGCAUACAGCUGAGCUCAUCAUUUUAAGUGUGGGGGUAUCCCACACAGCAGCACCUCUGGCUUUUUUUAAAAAAAAGUCUUUGUUUGUUUGUUUUGUUGUUUUCCUCUACCUGUCUCUCAGCGAUGUGGGAAUGUUAAGGUUUCAGACCUCUGUUGCAUUGUGGGAUAGAAGCUCAGUAUCAGCUGGUUCUGUGACUGUCUCUCUCUAUCAGCCACGAUGCCUGGUGGAAGUUUGAGUUUUUCCCAAGCUCUGCUUCUUCUACAUAUUAUUCUAUUAACGUCUUCUGUUUUAUUUUUUGGUUGAAUUGUUUUGUUUAAAAUCUUCUGCUCUCACCGUCGUCAUCAUCAUCUUCUUCUUCACGAUCUUCAGAACAAGCUUUGACAACAGCCAGAAUGGAUGGAUUGAUGGAUGGAUGGAUGGAAGACAGACGGGAUGCUGCUCAGUUUGGAACUUACGUGUCUUUCUCCCCCCGGGAGGAGGUUUUAUUAUUAUUUUUUAUCAAAGUAUAUUAAAAAAAAAGAGACUGUUAUGAUUA
Anarrhichthys ocellatus (wolf-eel) is the source of this 6861-nucleotide messenger RNA. RefSeq names its product nuclear receptor coactivator 1 (gene ncoa1). The record is from RefSeq and is a predicted model, not a curated record. Lineage: Eukaryota; Metazoa; Chordata; Actinopteri; Perciformes; Anarhichadidae. Gene Ontology annotation, cellular component: nucleus. Gene Ontology annotation, biological process: positive regulation of transcription by RNA polymerase II; cellular response to hormone stimulus. Gene Ontology annotation, molecular function: nuclear receptor binding; protein dimerization activity.